Aspergillus glaucus CBS 516.65 is the source of this 729-nucleotide messenger RNA. Its product is annotated as acetate uptake transporter family protein. Gene Ontology annotation, cellular component: plasma membrane. The coding region runs from base 1 to 729 and encodes 242 amino acids. Gene Ontology annotation, molecular function: acetate transmembrane transporter activity. The record is from RefSeq and is a predicted model, not a curated record. The transcript has 5 exons. NCBI's taxonomy places the organism in Eukaryota, Fungi, Ascomycota, Eurotiomycetes, Eurotiales, Aspergillaceae.
AUGUUGGCAUUACCCCCAACCGCACCAUACCAGGAUGGAGAUAAAAUCGAGGCAUGUCCGAGCAGUGACUGUAUCGAGCGGCUCAAGACGCAGGAUGUCCGCUUUCAACCCCCGCCCUUGCCCUCCAUACAUCGAUCCUUAGCUAAUCCCUCGCCGUUGGGAUUGCUCUCCUUCGCCACGGGUAUCUUCCUGCUUUCCAUGCUGGGGGUGCACACCCGAAGCAUCGAGCAAACCAACAUGGCGAUUGGGGUAUUGCUGUGCUUUGGUGGCAUCUGUCAAUUCCUCUCGGGCAUCAUGGAAUUCAUCAACGGGAACACUUUUGGAGCUACAGUCUUUCCGUCUUACGGGGCGUUCAAUCUCAGUUUUGCUAUGAUCUUUUUACCUGGAACUGGUAUUCAAGCAGCCUACACCGAUGCCAGAGGCAACAUACAAUCCACCUUCUACGACGCCGUGGGUAUAUACUGCUGGGCCUGGUUUAUCCUGACAAUCAUCUACACCAUUGCGGCCAUCCGCAGCUCGUGGGUCUUGUUUAUGACACUGUUGUUCCUAGACAUGGAGCUUUUGUUGCUGGCCACUGGAUACAUGUUAAACAGUGACAAGGUACUCGUUGUCGGGAACUCGGUAGGGUUUUUAGUGGCAUUCUGUAGCUAUUGGGCUGGCUGCGCCGCGCUUUGGUCGGAUGUGACCCCGUUGAACAUCACCACAUUCCCCAUGUCCGACAGCCAGUAG